AUGUCUUCGAGAAUCCUCGCCGCCAGCGCCCGCGCUGUGCCCCGUGCCGUCCCCGCCGUGCGCACCGCCCGCACCUUCCAGACAUCCGCCACCCUCCGCGACGCCGUCGCAACACCUCUGCCAGCACGGAAACCCGUGGGCGCCUUUCGAGGCGGGUACGUUCUCUCCACCAGCCUCGUCCCCCAUGUCCCUCCGCGUCCGCCCCCCUUUUGGCAUGAACGCAAGCUGACCGUUGUGCUCUCCCUCGCGCGCAGCCUCCUCGGCUUCUUCGCCGGUAGCUCCCUCGCCGGCGCCGGCGUCUACUCCUACCUCGUCAAGGAGUACAAGCUCUCGAACGAGCUCCUCACCGAGGACAUUUACGCUCUGCAAGCGGCUGUCCAGCGUGUGACCGUCUACGUCCAGACGCUGGAGGAGAAGAUGGACGCGCUCGAGCGCAAGAGGAAAUAA
Messenger RNA from Verticillium nonalfalfae, 447 nucleotides. RefSeq lists its product as uncharacterized. NCBI's taxonomy places the organism in Eukaryota, Fungi, Ascomycota, Sordariomycetes, Glomerellales, Plectosphaerellaceae. The transcript has 2 exons. The record is from RefSeq and is a predicted model, not a curated record. The coding region runs from base 1 to 447 and encodes 148 amino acids.